AUGAACCUUCUAAUGGAUAAUUUACCGCAACACGCGAGUCCAACGCGCCGAUCGCCACCGCAGCACACAGAGCUGAGAAUUUCAACAAACACGCCGCCCGCGAUGAUGACUCGUGGCAGUCCCACGCAGCAAUCAAAUCACAACAACAACAACAACAAUGAAACCCACACAUCUCCAGCUGGUGGAAAGACUACAUUGAAACGCUCCUUUGAUGUUGCCUUUCUCAUGAUGCCCGAUGAGCGUAUUAAGCAGAAGCAGGCAGAGAAGCAGGCGCGUCUACAUGAGGCACUGCAUCAUCAUCAUCAGCAGCAGCAGCAACAGCAGCAACAGCAGCAGCAGCAACAUCAUCAACAGCAACAACAACAACUGCAACAACAGUUGGCACAGUAUCCCACAGAUUUGUCGCCACGCGCCAUCGCUGCGCCCGCUUCACCGCCGGCGGAUUACAUAAGCCUGUUGGAGGCCCGACAACGCUAUCCACAGCUCAACAUUCGUUCACCCCGAAUUUAUGAUGACCCCACGGUAAUAAUUCCACUAGUCGACUCCCCGGAACCUUCCCCAUCGCCAUUGCGCAGCGCCUUCACCAAGGUGGCCUCGUCGCUCUCGACAUCCUCAUCAUCAACCACCUCGUCAUCGACUGCAUCGCGUUUGGAGUCCCCAGUGGAUGUUAGCGCACCACCUCUGAGUCCCGAUCAGUUGAGCUGUCCCUCGUUGAGUCCACCGCUUGCCACGCCUCCACCACGCACCAAUAGUGGCGGUGGCAGCAGCAAUGGAGCCACUAACAUGCCACCCAAUAGUCUGCCCAGCAUCGUGGUUGGCUCCAUGCCCCCCAAUCCCAUUGUCUACCACAACUUUCGGCCCGAAUAUCAGUUCAAUGGCGCCUUCCAAGCCGUCAGUCCCAUGCAGGCUCUGCAGGCUCAACGGCUUAAGCAGCAACUGCUCUAUCGACCACCGAAUGCCAAUGGCGGUGGUCCGAAUGGUGUGGCGAAUUCGGGAUCAGUCCCGGGUGGACCACCUCCGGAAUUUUUACAUGCCUAUUCAGGAUUUCCAUUCCCGCCAAACGCCGCUGGCGGUGCUAACCCACAUCCCGCCCAUCCCUUUGCUGUGGCUCAGCCAGAGUUGCCACGCAUCGUUCAAAAUCCCGCCGCGGCAGCAAUACUCUCCACACUCAUACCGCCUACGCUGGCCUCCACCUUCACGCUGACCGCUCAGAAUGUGUGUGCCAAGUGUAACAUUAGCUUUCGCAUGACCAGCGACCUAGUCUAUCAUAUGCGAUCCCAUCAUAAGAGCGAAGUUGCCUGUGAUCCCAAUCGCCGGAAGCGCGAAGAGAAGCUGCGCUGCCCCGUCUGUCAGGAGACUUUCCGCGAGAGGCAUCAUCUUACUCGCCACAUGACCGCCCAUCAGGACAAGGCCAGCGACCAUCAGGCUAGCGACGAGACAACUGAUGGUGAGAUCAUCAACGUCGUGGGUGGUGGUGGAAACCCAUUAGGACGGCGUGUUCCCAACGUUUCGAAAUGAUCGAAGCAUUUUUUCGGAUAUUUUUAAGUUCCCUUGUGUGUUACAAUUGAUUUUUAUCUGGUCUGUAACCUUACACCGACCCCACCCACAAACCAAAAUGUUUCAUUGUGAUAUUAAUUUUAGUUCUCU
Scaptodrosophila lebanonensis is the source of this 1647-nucleotide messenger RNA. RefSeq names its product transcription factor btd. The record is from RefSeq and is a predicted model, not a curated record. The transcript has a single exon. The coding region runs from base 1 to 1518 and encodes 505 amino acids. NCBI's taxonomy places the organism in Eukaryota, Metazoa, Arthropoda, Insecta, Diptera, Drosophilidae. Gene Ontology annotation, biological process: regulation of DNA-templated transcription. Gene Ontology annotation, cellular component: nucleus.